Chrysoperla carnea is the source of this 750-nucleotide messenger RNA. RefSeq names its product mediator of RNA polymerase II transcription subunit 29 (gene ix). Lineage: Eukaryota; Metazoa; Arthropoda; Insecta; Neuroptera; Chrysopidae. Gene Ontology annotation, biological process: regulation of transcription by RNA polymerase II. The record is from RefSeq and is a predicted model, not a curated record. The transcript has 5 exons. Bases 152 to 658 code for a protein of 168 amino acids. Gene Ontology annotation, cellular component: mediator complex. Gene Ontology annotation, molecular function: transcription factor binding; transcription coregulator activity.
CAGAAAAUAUGUUUGACAAGAACAGCACUAUCUACCGAAAAAAAACAACUGUCAUUAAAUUUUAAACAACAGAACUGUCAAAGUGUCAAAAAAGAUCGCAAAAUAAAGAAUAAUUUGUGAAACUUUUAUAAUUUUUUUUAUUUCAUUCAAUAUGAUGAAUAUGCAUGCAAUGCCUCAACAACCUCCACAAAAUACCCAGCCAAAUCAACCACCUCAGCAACAAUUGUCUCAGCACCUAGAUAAUAUUACGAAAGUAAGGUCUUUAAUCGGUCCUUUACGAGAUGGCUUAUCGGCUACUUUAAAAACGGCAGCCCAAACUCUUCAACAAAACAGUUUAAUUGAUACAGGGUCACAAAAAGGUGUAGAUUUACCAUUGCCGAGGUUCGAUAAAAAUUUAGAAGAAUUUUAUUCAGUUUGUGAUCAAAUUGAAUUACAUUUGAAAACAUCUAUCAAAUGUAUAUCACAACAGGCAAGUGCUCAACGUUAUUUACCAUUAGCAGUAUCUGUAACACGAACAGAUGCACUUGGUACUCCUGAUGGAAGUGGAACAUUAACGUAUCCACAAUUUUUAGCCACAGCGAAUGCCCAAGUUGCAUUCGCUAAGGAAGUACACGAUACUCUAGUUGCAGCUGCACAAAAUAUAUCACCAACAGAAUAAAAAUAUUAAUAAUAAGUUUUUUUGUCUACAUUUUGGAAUUUUUCGAAAAAAUUUAGCACCGAAAGCAGAAAUUAUUACAACAAAUUUCUAUU